GUUCUAUCAUUGCUAUGGAGCAGUAUAUUCUCGACUUCCGAAAGUGUUCAUCCAAAAUGGCAGAAGGUGGGCCUCCUGAUCUGGAAACCCAGAAAACUGAAAUAGGAAAUUUGUUGAAAACACAACUUAAAAAAGGUGAUACGUGGUAUCUUCUAGACAUUCGCUGGUUCAAGCAGUGGAAAAAAUAUGUGGGAUAUGAUUCCUGGGAUACUUUAAGUGCUGGAGAUGAGGCUGUCAACCCUGGGCCUAUUGAUAAUUCUGUUCUGUUUAAAGAAGGUAGCUCUAAUCAGUUAAAAGAACAUUUGGUUGAUGAGUUAGACUUUGUUUUGGUGCCUGCUGAAGCAUGGAACAAACUGGUGUCUUGGUAUGGUCUUGCACCUAAUCAGGAGCCCAUUGGUCGCAGUGUGAUUGAACAAGGUAUGUUUGUGAAACACUGUCGGGUAGAGGUGUACUUGAUGGAUCUCAAGUUGAGUGAGAAUUCCGAUAUUAACACUCAGGUUACCAAGCAGUUCAGUCGAGCAGCAACUAUAGAGGAUGUAGAGAAAGAGAUGCGGAAGCUGUUCAAUAUUGAUGAGAGCAAAGAGGUACGGCUCUGGAAUCGCUAUAUGAGCAACACUUAUGAACAUCUCAGCAAGAAAGACAACACUCUGCAGGACGCUGGCUUAUAUCAGGGUCAGGUUAUCGUGGUUGAACAAAAGAAUGAGGAUGGCACAUGGCCAAGACAGGCAAAGAACACCAGUACAUACAGUAGCAAUAACUACAUGUCCAAGUCUGGUGGCUACAGUUCAAUGAGUAGUAGCAGUUCAAGUAGCAUGAGUAACAGCUACAGCAACUACGACAGCAGUUAUGGUAGCACCAGCAAUAGUUACUACAACAGUUAUGACAAAGGUGGUAGCUACAAGCCUGGUCUUUGUGGAUUGGCCAACUUGGGCAACACUUGCUUUAUGAAUUCAGCAUUACAGUGUAUGAGCAAUGUUCCAGCAUUGACGGAGUAUAUGCUGAGCAAUCGAUGGGAAGAAGAACUGAACAAAGAAAACCCACUUGGAAUGAGGGGGGAAAUUGCUGUUUCUUUUGCUGAACUCAUCAGAGAAAUGUGGUCUGGCACUCGAGCCUAUACUAUGCCUAGGAAUUUUAAGAUUGCUGUGGGCCGAUUUGCUCCUCAGUUCUCAGGAUAUCAGCAGCAGGACUCGCAGGAGUUGAUGGCAUUUCUUCUGGAUGGUCUACACGAAGACUUAAACCGAAUCCGCAAAAAACCUUACAUUGAACUAAAGGAUGCUUCAGGUCGAGAUGAUGCAGUGGUUGCAAGAGAAGCUUGGGAAAACUACAAAAAACGCAAUGACUCCAUCAUUGUGGACAUCUUUCAUGGACUUUUGAAGUCCACUGUCCAAUGUCCAGACUGCCAGAAGAUCUCUGUGACCUUUGACCCCUUUUGCUACCUAUCGUUGCCUAUGCCAAUCAAGAAGGAGCGGCAGAUGGAGGUGUUUUAUCAGGCUUUGUCGCCAUCAGCAAAACCUGUACAGUUUAAGCUGACUGUUCCGAAAGCUGGCUGUGUGUUGGACCUGUGUAAGGCUCUGUCAGCGUAUGUUGAGAUUCCUCCUGAAAGGAUGGUCGUGACAGAUGUCUACAACCACAGGUUUCACAAGAUUUUUGCAAAUGAUGAAGGCCUCAGCCACAUCUUGGAUCGAGAUGACAUAUUUAUAUACGAGGUGCCAGCAAGUGUUACAGAAGGGGCUGAUUACCAGUAUGUCCCUGUAUAUUUUAGAGAACUCAAGCGACGGUCACAUUCAAACUACACAACUUCAAACCAGCUGUUUGGACAGCCCAUGCUAGUUGCUGUGCCCCAUAACUGUACUUAUGAAAAGCUGUACAGUCUUUUGUUGGAACGCAUGUCGCGGUUUGUGCGGCUACCUCUGCCUGGAGACCUGUGGUGGAAAGAAGAGAACAAAGAGGAAGAAGAAGAGAACAUUGUUGAGGACAGUGUACAGGAAGAUCAGUGGCAGUCUCAACCCUCUCAUUCAGCAGAUGACGACAAUGGUAACAGCAGUGGUGAUGUCAAGAUGGAGACAGAUCGUGCCGGAGGAGACAAUGAAAACAAAGAUGGAGAAGCAUCCACAUCAACCAGCAGCCGCAAGCAGUGCAGUGGGGUGCGCAUGAACUGGGAGACAGAUGACCGAGAGUCAGAGAGCAAGGCGGAACAAGAAUCCCCUCCUAUCUUCACCCUGACUGCUGUCAAUUCCUAUGGAAGUGCUGACUCGGGUGUCCGUCUAGAGAACAAUGGCAAACCCCUCAAACUUACAAAUCGUUCUUACAUAGCUGUAGACUGGACUCCUCUUUCAAAAGAAAAAUUCUAUGAUGAGAAGCUGGCUGAGGACAUGGAGCAGCACGACAGCAUGCGUUUUCGUACCUCCCAGAAACGCCCUGUGCUUCAGCUGGAUGACUGCCUGCGACUGUUCACCGAGGCUGAGAAGCUGAGUGAGCAAGAUCCGUGGUAUUGUCCACAGUGCCGCAAGCACCAGCAGGCCACUAAAAAAUUUGACCUUUGGUCUUUUCCCCAGUACCUCAUCAUACAUCUAAAGCGCUUCUCAUACAAUAGAUACUGGAGAGAUAAGAUUGAUGCUUUGGUGGAAUUCCCAACACAAGGUCUGGACCUGCGAAAAUACAUUAUCAACCCAGAAGCCAGAGAUGUCAACAACGUGUAUGACCUAAUAGCAGUCACAAACCACUAUGGUGGUCUGGGUGGUGGACAUUACACGGCCUUUGCACAGAACAAAGAUGACAAGGAGUGGUACUACUUUGAUGAUUCCAGUGUUUCUAGCUCUUCAGAAGAAUCAGUGGUGACUAAGGCAGCUUAUGUGCUGGUGUAUCAAAGAAGAGGACCAGAUGGGGUGCCCCGCCAUGUGCCCAACAAAUCUCGCCCACCACCCUCUGCUACCACCACCAGCAUCACUGCAGCCUCCACCACAGAUGGAGAUACUACUGUCAAUGGUUAUAACUCGGACGAUGAGAUGGAUACAAACUGACGACCGUACAAACUAAGUGAUAUUAUGUGUGAAUGCAGUCGAGACAGUGGACUUCAGACAUUGCUGCACAUCAGAAAGAACAGCUUGGUGAAAGAUGAGAAAGUUAAACCUGAUCGCCCAAAGUUCCUUCCAUGAGCACUUGCUGCAGAAAAGACUAGCAGAAGGAAAUGGCCUGAUUUGCGUAACUUGAGGGGAAUUCUCUGUGCAUGAGUUUGUAUGUUCUUACAAUCAGUGAGCUGUAUGUGAUGGUUGAAAGUAACCGAAUGAAAGGGACUAUUUCUUUAAAUAUGUGAUUUCCAUGGAGCUCUGGAGGUAAUGCUGAAGACUAGACUGGAAGUUUUGGCAUUCUUGUCAAAAUGAAAGUCUUACACACAAAACCUCACAUGGCUGGGCCGUAGACAAGAGACUAUAUUAGAAAAGAACAGCAUAUGCCAUACACCAUUAGGAACAUGGUCACCAAGACACCUAAAUUGCUCUUGGAUGCUACUAUAUACUUUCUGUAUGCUCCGGUGUGAUUUGUAAUUUUUUGUUUCGACAACGGCCACAGAGGAGGGUCAGAUUGGUUCAUGUUGGCACAUGAACAUAUUCAUGUAGAAUAAAGUCUUUUUUGACUUUGCUUUUGUGAAAUAAAUUUAUGGAUGUCUGAUUCUGAAUCCAUGCUUUGCCCAUCUCUUUCUUCAUGUGGUCUGCUCUAUUAACAGUUACAAAACUGAUGGACUCAUCUGUCAAGCAAAACAAGGUGUAGACAUUCUUUUUCCACAGUAAAUAUGUGCCUAUAGUCUUUGCUCUUGGUUGCUGCCUGCAUCUGCAUGGCUUAGUUUGAUGGAUGAGAGUAUUGGCAUAUUUUGCAUACCUCCUGCUGAUCGUUCCUAUGUUGUCGGACAUCCUCAUGCCCCAAACACCGUGAACAGCAAAUGUAAGUAGGAUACAAACAUUCAAACCCUGCACUUCCUAUGUUUGGUCCAGCACAUAUUGCCUCUCUUGAGUGUUGGCUUCCAUUGAAGAUCCAUCCUGCGUGAGAUAGAAUGCAGUCAUCCUGACACUCUUAUCUCUGGCAUUAUCAAGGUCCGGGUUCUGCUGUCAGUAGAGCUGGUGCAAGUGAGGUUUUUUUUUGUUUGUUUUCAGAGCACUUUAUUGACAUCAAGGAGGCCAUAGGGUAAAAUGAUGGGAGCUAGCAAAAGCGGUGCUUGUGUGCUUGUAUGUUGAAAGUUAUUCUCAGUGUGGUGUUGUGAAACCUGGAUUUCAAUGAAAUCAAAAGAUUCCGAUCUUGUGUGUAGUUCUAAAUUUGUCAUGCUUAUGCAUGCUAUUAACACCAUAACUGUGAAUGUACACACAUAACAUCUACUACUGCUUCUUGGUAAAAUCUUACCCCAGAUCUCUUCUGUAAAGUUGUGUAUUUGUAGAAAAAUGCAUCCCUAGAUAUACAAUACAAUGCCUGUUCUUUGGCUGUUGACGUCUUCUUUCCAUGUCUUCAGGAUUAAGUUAUUUUACUGUCCGCUGUACAUGGACUACUGCAAGUGCACUCUUGAUAAUUAUUUUCCUGGAUUUCUUUAUUAUUAUUUUUUUAUUUGAUGCUAAUCAGCUGAAACUGGCAUUUAUGCACUCAAAACAUAGACAUGCAGGCACUCACACAGAGGUUGUGAAGACAUCGAUUUUGAAAAGUACACCAACAUUCUUGAGCAGUUUGUGUUUGCAUUGUCCAUGAAUGAUUAUAGACUGAGAUAGUUAAGGAGCAAUAAACUGCGCACCAAUGCUUGCUGCAGUGGGAUUAUAUAUACAGCUUAUUUUGAGUGUUUUAUGAGACUUAUUGCAUGCUUCAGAUUUUAAAUCCCUGGUUCUUUAUGAUGCCAGCCUAGACAACUUGAGCAGUAUGCUUGAAAAGAAGUGCCCCAAGUGAUGUCUCAGGCAAAAGAAGUGGUUAAACAGCCUUGUGUAUUUUUGAUGAAGAAUCAUCUACUUACCAUAAAACCACCAAUGCUUAUUUGUGCCACACAUGCAGUCUCUUAACAAUACUUUGCACCCAUCUUGAAAAUACAUACUUAUUCUGUGUCAGAGAUGGCUGUUGCUGUGAUAAAUCUGUAGCUAUCUGCCUGUUAAUCUAGUUUCCUGGAAGAUUUCAACAGCAUUUUGUUCCCAAUAAUUGUCUACAAUUGUAUCGUAUGCCUCCAUAACAUCUAAUCGAGCAUGUUUUUUUCCCAAUCAGAUCAUUGCAAUAAGCAACCACAACUGCUUGUCUUCUCUGCAUCUCACAAUCUACAAAGCCUACAUUAUACAAAGCCUACAUUCUCUGUUAUGCAUCACACAAGCAACUCCUGCUUCCUCUGCAGCUAUUCAUGCUGAGCUUAAGGUGCAGCAGGCAUGGGGUCUGACAGUAAAAUGGUGUUCAUGAAAACACUGGAGCAUCUUGAAGAACUUUUCAAAACAAUUCAGGGAACAUGUAUUCUUCGGUUCCAGAAUCUUUUGUGUGGUGAUGUCACGAACAAAAUUAGUAAAACACUGUUCUGUUGUGCUGUGUCAGUUCCCAAGUCAAUCUGCAUGUUGGGUGUCUACAUCUCUAUGAUCCAGGUUUCCUUGACUGGUUCACACCAAACAGUCAUUAGUGAAAAUGGAAAGUCUUUCAUAGCAAUGUGAUAAGAUCUUAAAACUGAAUUGUUCCAUUUUUAAAAAAACCUAUUAGGGUGCAGCUUUCAUUCCAUGACCCUUCCCAUUGUUAUUAUUCAAAAAAUAGCUUGGCUUUAAUUUUUGAAGCCAUUUUAUGAAACAGGUUAAAAUGUAGCACUGCUAGUCUUGUAAAACUUGCUUUCUGUUGACAUUGAUCUACGCUUUGACAGAUCAGUCGUUUGCACUUACAUAAACAGCAUGUCAGAAUGAGGCCUUCAUAAAAUAUGAAGAUCAUGAAUGGUCUUUGCAGUGGGAUGAUUUAUUAAAUGUUUGUCUGUUUGCUAUUUCGUGGAGAAUGUGGAUGGAACACCAAUCUAGAGGACACGCACAGAGAACUAGCCGCGUGCAUGCUGGUGUUUGAAUAUGCUUGUGAGCAUGUGACAUGCACAAAUUGUCUGGCGAAUUGUGUUAAAAGAGUGGGUGUGUAAUUUUGUUACAUCUGGGGCUGUAGCUAUGAACCAGAGGUAACGCUACCUUGGUGGUGGUAGUGCUCCAAAACACAGCUAUGAACCUUGCUAUAUCUAAAGGUUCUCAUCUUUCAUGCAAUCUGUAUUCACAGUCCCUGAGGAUGUAGUUGCAAAGUGGGAUUGAUGCGGACUUGGAAACAGCUACGUGCAUCUGGUCCAUAGUCACAGCCCCUGCAAGGCAGCGAUAUAACCUUAGUUCCAGAGAUGUUUACACUUGCUUAUUCUGUUGUCUGCUCUAUAAAGUAAUGAUUCACUCCCAAGUGCAGUUGUGUGUAUUUAAUGCAUGUGUGUGAAUGCAUUACCAUAAAAUAUUUUGUAAAAAUCUUAGUCUACACACGUGCUGGGACUGGAUUGAUACGGUGCAUACCUUGCAAGGUUUUUUAACAAGCAUGCCUUGCAAGGUUUUUUACAAAUUAGCAUGUAAAAAUUGAGAGGAAGUUUGGAAGUAACACUUUUAUUCCUAGCUGGGUGUGUGCAUGUAUACACAUGCAUGCCAAGUAUGCACUUCAAACACUCGUGACAAAUAACAAAAUAUUUAUUUUAAAUGCACAAAGGAACCAUAAAGUGUUGGCAAGAUGUACAGCGAAUCAUUUUUUUUUUACAGGUUUCUUAUAACUAUCUGAAUGAAUAGUAGCAAUUACAAUGUUCAUUAAAGCAAAAUCUUGUAUCUUACGAAGAAAGAGGAAUUAAUAUGCACCAGUUGGAUACAAUCAUUCAUUGUGUAUUUGGUGUGCAUGGCUUCAUGCAGUGCAUUAAAAAUUAUAGAAUAAUGAAAGAAUAUGCCCAAGAUAUUUUAAUAAAUUUUGCCUCGACUUUUCUUAAAAUGUAAUAUUCCAAGUGUGAACAAUACAAAAAUUUGCCCAUGAUUCAGAAACCCUUGUGAAUUAAAUUUACAAUGGAAAAGUCUCAAUAAAUCAGGUGACCAAAUAGGUGCAUUAGAUUUAAAAUGUCAAUACUGCACCAUAAUAAAUUUUAACUACAUACUCGUAAUGCAGUUUCGUAAAGAAAUGUCAUGGAAAAGCAAUAAUAAUAAUGGACCUUGGUAUGUUGGCACAAAAGUAAUUAAUAACUUACAUGAAAAAAAUGAAGAAAAAUUGACUGCUGGUUUCACACUUUUUACAACUAACCAGUAAUAAUUCACAGCUUCACCUUGCUGAACAGCUGUAAAAAUAGUCAAGGAUUUAAAAAAAA
Molecule: messenger RNA, 7339 nt
Organism: Pomacea canaliculata
Lineage: Eukaryota; Metazoa; Mollusca; Gastropoda; Architaenioglossa; Ampullariidae
Product: ubiquitin carboxyl-terminal hydrolase 15-like
Exons: 22
Coding region: 15-3020 (1001 amino acids)
Biological process (GO): protein deubiquitination
Molecular function (GO): cysteine-type deubiquitinase activity
Source: RefSeq, a predicted model, not a curated record